CUACUCCAUUGUAGGUCAGCCUGACGUUGAUUAGUUUUUCUAGCGCGCCUGUUUUUGAGUUAAUUGAUCAUUAUUUUUAAUUAUUACAUUUCAAAACUAAGGUUUACUGCCACUUAGAAGUAGUUCAAGCAAGUGCGUUGAUAUGGAGGAUAUUUAUUUGACGACGAAGCCAUCAAGCAUGGCUGAGACACUUGACCCGCUGGCGCCCAGCGUCAACUCAUCCAGGGCGCCGGGACUGAUGAGAAAAUUGAGGAUGAGACUCAGCAGCCGGCCACCCAUCAAUCGACCGGCAGGGGAAGGAUAUGUGGAGUUCGGAGAAUUCCGGGCAGAGCGUCCCGGGAUUAAGAAGGUGGGCACGUUCGCUGGUGUCUUCUGUCCCGUGGUGCUGUCUAUGUUCAGUGCCCUCAUCUUUAUUCGGAUGGGCUACCUAGUCGGCAACGCGGGUCUCCUAGUGACGCUUGCGCAGUUCGGCCUGGCCUACCUAAUCGUGCUGUUCACAGUGACGUCUAUUUGUGCCGUGUCGACCAAUGGAGCGGUGGAGGGAGGGGGGGUUUAUUUCAUGAUAAGCAGGACUUUAGGUCCAGAGUUCGGUGGCGCCAUCGGAACUCUGUUCUUCUUCGCAAACGUUGUCUCCAGCGCCCUCUGUAUAUCGGCGUGCACUGAAGCUCUGGUAGAGAAUUUUGGACCUAAUGGAUACCUAGUCCACCCAAACCCUGGUAUACCCGAUGGCUGGUGGUACCGGUUCCUAUACCGGUCGUUACUGAACGGCGCCGGGCUGGGCGUGUCGCUGGCGGGCGCGGCGCUGUUCGCUCGCACCAGCCUGGCCAUCUGGGCCACCAUGCUGGUCUGCCUGGCCAGUGCCUUCGUCAGCUUCGUGGUGACUCCUCCGCAAAGCAUCGCGAAACCAGACACUAACUUAUUAACCAACAUGACCAGCUUCAACUACACCGGCCUUAGCAAGGAGACGUUCAUGGGGAACCUCUACCCGUCUUAUGGGCAGGACUACACCACCAGCGAUGGGUCUAUGGUGGACUUCGCUUCGGUGUUUGGAGUGCUGUUCAUUGGAGUUACUGGGGUCAUGGCUGGCGCUAAUAUGAGCGGUGAACUAAAGAACCCGUCCAAAAGCAUCCCAAUGGGCACGCUAACAGCGCUUCUAUUUACGGGCGUGUCCUACGCCGCUCUCAGUCUGCUCACCGCUGCCACUUGCACGAGGGAACUGCUACAGAACAACUAUGUAUACCUGCUGCCCAUUAACGUGUGGCCGCCUUUUAUUGCUGUGGGCAUGCUUACGGCAACAUUUUCCGCCGGACUGUCGAAUCUGAUCGGUGCUUCAAGAGUUUUGGAGGCUCUCGCAAAAGACAAUAUUUUUGGUUUUCUCCUACGCCCUGUAGCGAAUCACUCUGGUAACCCAGUACUGGCUGUCAUCAUAUCCUGGCUGCUGGUACAAAUUGGUAUUAUGGCUGGAUCGCUCAAUGCCAUUGCACAGGUAAACUCUGUGCUGUUCAUGACAAGUUACUUCGCCAUCAACCUGGCUUGUUUAGGAUUGGAUUUGGCAUCUGCACCUAAUUUCAGGCCGUCCUUCGUGCACUUCUCCUGGAUGACGUCACUGCUAGGCCUGGGAGGCUGUGCGGCGUUAAUGUUCGCGCUGCGACCGCUACACGCUGCUGGUGCUGCACUAGCGUGCUGCUCGCUGGUGGUGGCGCUGCAUCUGCUGUCUCCUGCUGCAGCUGACCCCAAGUGGGGCAGUCUGAGUCAGGCUCUCAUCUUCCACCAGGUCCGCAAAUACCUCUUACUGCUGGACCCGCGGCGCGAGCACGUGAAGUUCUGGCGGCCGCAGAUGCUUCUGCUGGUCGGCUCGCCGCGCCAGGCCGCGCCGCUCAUCGACUUCGUCAACGACCAGAAGAAGGGUGGUCUAUUCGUGCUGGGUCACGUGAGGAUUGGCCAACUGGAUGGCAAUGGUGACCCGCUGGCGGCCGAACAGAAGUACUGGUUGAAACUUAUCGACCAUCUGAAAGUGAAAGCCUUCGUAGAGCUGUGCCUCGCCGAAUCAGUCCGCAGCGGCGCUGCACACUUGACCAGACUAUCCGGUCUUGGAGCCAUGAAGCCUGAUACAGUGUUGUUGGGAUUCAGAGACACGGAACCGCCUAAAGACUUCUUCAGAGACCCCGCAUCCCCAUACAAAACGGACGCUUUUGACCUGGAGAACGGGACGGUGUUGUUCCCCGUCCGGAAACCCACCGACCCGCGUCCGAGCGCCGCGGAAUACGUCCGGAUAGUGUCCGACGUGUUGUGUGUGGGCAAAAACGUUUGUUUGUGCAGAAACUUCCAUGCUUUGGACAUGGCCGCUGUUGAGAAGUGA
This is a messenger RNA of Ostrinia furnacalis (Asian corn borer), 2359 nucleotides long. Its product is annotated as solute carrier family 12 member 9-like. The transcript has 17 exons. Gene Ontology annotation, biological process: potassium ion homeostasis; cell volume homeostasis; chloride transmembrane transport. The record is from RefSeq and is a predicted model, not a curated record. NCBI's taxonomy places the organism in Eukaryota, Metazoa, Arthropoda, Insecta, Lepidoptera, Crambidae. Gene Ontology annotation, molecular function: potassium:chloride symporter activity. Bases 143 to 2359 code for a protein of 738 amino acids. Gene Ontology annotation, cellular component: membrane.